Molecule: messenger RNA, 1998 nt
Organism: Ilex paraguariensis (yerba mate)
Lineage: Eukaryota; Viridiplantae; Streptophyta; Magnoliopsida; Aquifoliales; Aquifoliaceae
Source: the annotation of a GenBank genome assembly
CCGUGGUUAGAUUCAGAUGACCACACGUAGCCGUACCAGCCCUAUAAAUACUUCCCACCUUUUCGCUUUCGUCAGAGAGGUAGUGGAGUGAGAAACUGGGGCAUUCGAAGCUGAGAGUGGAGAGAGAGAGAGAGGGCGGCUACAAAGGUGUUGGCGACGGUUUUGUUUCCACUCCACUUAAAUUGAGUUGCCAUGUGUCCCCCAGCACCUGUCCCUCCUCCCGCUGAUAUUGGUUUAUAUUGGACUGAUGAGGAGCUCUGUAUGUGUUUGGAGAAAUUGGAACGUGGAUCCCCUCUCCCUGGCAACGUCAUUGAAGAUAUAAAUCCAUACCAGCACAGUCCCUCCUAUUUACCCGAAGGAAUUUGGUAUAUCGUACCCUCAGAUGGUAACAAAACUACUGAACUUGGAUUCUGGAAGGCCAGAGGGGAGGCCAAUAAAAUAUUCACCAACUCUGUCAUAACUGGUUGGAGAACUACUCUUGAAUUUUAUAAAGGCCAAACCCCUCAAGGACGAAGAACUAAUUGGGUCAUGCAAGAGUACAAGAUUACUCCAAAGGAACUAUGUCAUAACGUCAAGAAAAAGGAUUCAAAAUCUCUAUGCAGAGUCUUUCAUACUGGUAGGCAAAGCCCAAAUAUAGAAAUGCACCCCAAACACGGCAGUACUGCUUUUGAUGGUAGAAACCUCCCCCAUUCAACCCCAUUAACUAUUCCAAAAGCUGAUGGUAGCACCGGACCAGGUUCUAGAAGUGAAUGCCAGGUGAAGAAGAGUGAUGAAGAGACUGGAUUAUUAACUGUGGCUGAGAGAUUUACAGAUCCUCCUGCAGAAAAUCUGCAUGAACUUGAUUGUAUUUUAGGAGGUGACUACUUGGAGUUACACGAUCUUGCUAACCCCAACUCACCUUCUUCCAGUUCAGACAAUUCGAGCUGUCUGUCCUUGACAUCAGAAGAGUGUUUUGAUACAUUGGCCCUGUUGCAAGAUCUUGAGGAUGGAAAUAACAAAGACUUGCCAAAGAAGGAUUCUAGUUUCAAGUUGAAUGUAUCUGCAUCUGUCAGGCCAAAUGAGGUGGUUAUGCCUCCAGCCACACUAGGAUCUCUAAUUAGUGGAUGUGGAAGUAAGUUGCCUGUGGAAAGGACCCAAUCUGUUUCAGCUAGUAAGGAGAAAUUCAUAGAAAGAAGAGUCCCUGAGCAUGCUGCUGUCAAGAGGCUGAAGGCGAACCAUAUAAAUGGAGGUACAUCAAAUUUCUCUAAUGUCGCCGAAUCAUCUAGUACCGCUAAACCUGUCUCAGAAGGGCAGACUGAGCCUGUUGUUGUCAGAAUGAAAAAGCUGAAGAAGAAAUAUCUAUGCUUCAUGCCAUUCUAGAGCCUCUGUACAAAAUUCAUAUGCACUACAGCAUAUGAAAUAGGGUAUCAUAUCUAGUAGACAACUGUAUUGCAUAACUUUAUAUCACUAAAACCAAUUUGGUCAGAGAUUGCAUCCGAUGCUAGGGGGUGGCAGCAAUUAUGCAUUCCUGUUCCAGGGGAUGAAGGAAUAGUUCUAGACUAUUAGUACUGAUUAUUGGGGAAAAAAAAAGUAUGAAAAGAAAUAGGGGAAAGAAAGAAGAUUGAAAAAGAAAAGGACAAGAUUAUUUUAAAAUGAUUUUCAUAGCAUUUUAAAGUAGAUUUUUGAAGAUGGAGGAGAUUGAUUGUCAUUUUCUUUUAAACGAACUCAAGGUAGAGAAAAGGUAGGAGACUGAUACCAUAAAUGCAGAGCUAGAGGAGACUUCUCUUGUCAUAUUCUUUGUAAUUGUGAAAAUAGAAUGACCUCCUCUGGCCAUAUAUCUGUUGUAAAGUUGUUUUUAUCCACUGUUGUAAUGUAUUGUGCAUAUUUAAUAUGAAUGUGAAACUUAUCUCUGCCUCUUGUUGUUCUUGAUUACAUUGUCGCGGAAUGUAUGCAUUACACCACAGUUGAUGUAGCCACAGCCCAACCAAUCGCGCACACACACAUACAUACAUGUGAGUC